UGCAGACUGCUUCUACAAACAUUUGUGAAAGAAUUGUACAAUAAGUCCAUCCGUGAAAUUUUCUUGCUACUAAAUAUUCCAUGGUCAACUGUUAGUGGUAUUAUAACAAAGUGGAAGCAACUGGGACAACAAGCAAUGCAGCCACAAAGUGGUAGACCACAUCAAAAGACAGAGCGGGGUCAGCACAUGCUGAAGCGCACAGUGUGCAGAAGUAGCCAACUGUCUGCAGAGUCAAUAGCUAAAGACCUCCAAACUUUAUGUGGCCUUCAGAUUAGCACAACAACAAUGCAUAGAGAGCUUCAUGGAAUGGAUUUCCAAGGCCGAGCAUCUGCACUCAAG
Molecule: messenger RNA, 339 nt
Organism: Staurois parvus
Lineage: Eukaryota; Metazoa; Chordata; Amphibia; Anura; Ranidae
Source: the annotation of a GenBank genome assembly